This is a messenger RNA of Vigna umbellata (rice bean), 1793 nucleotides long. RefSeq lists its product as uncharacterized. The record is from RefSeq and is a predicted model, not a curated record. NCBI's taxonomy places the organism in Eukaryota, Viridiplantae, Streptophyta, Magnoliopsida, Fabales, Fabaceae. Gene Ontology annotation, molecular function: sulfotransferase activity.
GUUAUGCACGCCAGAUUUGUUACUGCUAUUUUAACUCCUAAUAAUACUAAUCAUCGCCAUUGUCAUGAUAAUAAGAUUAGUGAAAGAAAAGAAAAGAAAGAAAAAGAAAAAGAAAGAACGAACGAAGAAGAACAUUAAUAAAAUAAAAGUAUUUUGAUUUUGAAAGAGAGAGAAGAAACAAGACAGCAAGCAUAGGGAAUCGUGAAGAAUGGCACCUUGUUGGUGGUGGUGUUGUUCUCGUCGUCUGGAUUGGGUUGGGUUGGCUUUAGGGCUUUGAAUGCCAUUUGGGGCUUUGAAUGCCAUUUGGGGUUCCGCUCUCAGGCAAUCGAGCUCCAAAGCUGACCCCUUUCUCUCACUUCUCACUCACACCUUCUUCUUCUCUCUCUCCAGAACUACAAUGGUAGAAGACAUGUGUUUGUUCUACAAGGAAAUUCUCGUUAUGAAGCCUCCAAAGAGAUCACCGAUGUUGUUAAGGGCAGCAGUUGUGAUGUUUUCGAUGGUUUGUGGCGUUUUUAUCUUCUCUGCAUGUUUAAAGCAGAUAAGCACACAAGCUAGGACUACAUUUGUGGAUUUUAAAGUCAUUGACAACCAUUCUCGUGGUAGAUUGAAGCUAAUGAAUACUCCUCACCUACUACAUUAUCCUAAACCUGUAUCCUUUAGCAGGAACGAGUGUGAUCAUAAUCCUGUACUGUUCUUUGCCAUAUUGUCCAAUCAGAGAUCAGGUAGUGGGUGGUUUGAGACCCUUUUAAAUAGCCACAUUAAUGUAAGCUCGAACGGGGAGAUAUUUUCUGUUAGAGAGAGAAGGAAAAAUGUGUCUUCCAUUUUGCAGACUUUAGAUAAAGUUUACAAUUUGGACUGGUUCAAUAGUGCUUCGAAGAACGAGUGCUCUGCUGCAACUGGCUUAAAGUGGAUGCUUAAUCAGGGGUUGAUGGAACACCAUAAGGAAAUAGCGGAGUAUUUCAACCGCAGACGUGUUUCUGUUAUAUUUCUUUUCCGGAGGAACUUGCUACGCAGGAUGGUAUCAAUGCUAGCCAAUUCAUAUGAUCGUUAUGCCAAGCUAUUGAAUGGAACACACAAGGCUCAUGUACACUCUGCAGAAGAGGCGGAUAUUCUUUCAAAGUACAAGCCUAUCAUUAAUUCGACAUCCUUGCUGGAUGACUUGAAGGAUAUGGAGAUGAGAUCUGCUAAAGCUUUAGAAUACUUCAACAGAACUCGGCAAAUGAUUGUGUACUAUGAGGAUCUUAUGAGAAAUCACACUAAACUAAUAGAUGUUCAAGAGUUCUUAGGGUUGCCUCAGAUGGAGUUAACGAGCCGUCAUGUUAAGAUACAUAGAGGACCAUUGUCAGACCACAUUCAGAACUGGGAUGACGUUAACAAAACGCUGAAAGGAACCGUUUACGAGAGUUUUCUUGAAGCUGACUAUUAGUCGUAGUCUCUUCUAUUCUGACUGCUGGAAAAAGGUGUAAAUACCAUACCAACUUCGCUCAUCUUUUGCCCCAGUAAAGCCUCAGGGUUCAAAAAUUUUGCUUUGGCUCUGGAACAUUACCUCAGUGUUCUAUGCCUUUUUUGGUCACCCACCUACUAACACGGUUGAUGAAAUGAAUGGCUUCUUCUUCCUUUCUAGUUUUCUUUUGUUUCUUUCUUCCUCCCCUUUGUUCAGUGAAACAUGUACAUGUCUUUGUCAGCUAAUUGAUUUAAGUAAAGAUCAUUAUUGUUUUGUUCAAAUCUGUGUUCAAUGAUUUGUUUGUUUGGUUUAAUUUUAACUCUGAAAUGGCAAUAUGGCAUCCCAUUAA